This is a messenger RNA of Orbicella faveolata, 3626 nucleotides long. RefSeq names its product spermatocyte protein spe-8-like. Lineage: Eukaryota; Metazoa; Cnidaria; Anthozoa; Scleractinia; Merulinidae. The record is from RefSeq and is a predicted model, not a curated record.
GUGAGGCGAAAAGGAAAGGCAUGGCUUGCUCAAGAGGUGCAAAGAUGGUUCAUAUGGCGCUUGGUACGGAACAACUUGUCACGUACAAACAGAAACCUCAUCAAAAAUUAAUCCUUAUGCAAGCUGGAGUAAACACGGACUCCAAAAUUGAGCCCAAAGAACUAAGGCUGCAACAUUUGGAGUACUUUUCUGAAAAUCCAGUCGGUUGUGGAACUUUUGGACAAUGUUUUCGCGGGCGUUAUCGAAAUAUCGAAGUAAUAGUAAAGAAAAUGAUUCACAACGAGACCAUAGAGGAUCAAGAACGAGCAAGAAGGAAUUUACUUCAUGAAGCAAAAGUAAUUUCUGCUUUGGGAGACCACCCAAAUCUGCCAAUGAUUUUCGGUGUGGUAACCAAAAGUUUACCAUUGGGUCUUGUUAUGCAAUUUCACGGGGUUAAGGAACAAAGUACAACCCUCCAUCAUGCGGUCGCUGCCGACAUUCUUAAUCCAGCAAGCUGUCUAGCUGUAUUUCAAAAGAGAUGCUCCGCUUUGUACCAUAUACAUUCAAAAGGCUACCUCCACAAUGACCUUAAAGCAGACAAUGUAGUUCUCGAACGAAUCUCAGUCUCCGAGGAAUUAAACCCGGUUGUCAUUGAUUUUGGAAAGAGCAUUAAGGCAUCAUCAGUUCAGGCUUACAGAAAAGGCAACGGAACUGAAUGCAGUACGAAACGAUAUUUGGCCCCAGAGGUUAGAAGUGAACGGCGAUACAGCGUUGCCAGUGACAUUUAUUCAUUGGGACGAAUGCUCAAGGCGAUAUCCUGUGUAGUGGGGAAUUGGUAAAGGAUCUAACUAAAGAGAGGGCGUCAGAGAGACCAAGCUUGGAGGUUUUUGCACAAAAAAUUUCGGAGUUUAGUUUUUAGAUAUCGCAAUUUACGUUAUUGUGUUGCAAGCAGUUCGUCUCAAGAAAGCAGGACCUUGCACAAGCUUAAUGGUCUUGUCAAAGAAAUGUCAGCUCACCAUCGCUGUUUCUAUUCACAACCUGAUUGCGAACGUUUUAACUAUGAUUCCGACCCAGAGAAAGCGCAAGACCAAUGAUACAAAAGGUCUCCUUCAUGCGGUUAAUUAUUUAUCAGACAAUUAAAAGUAAUUGAUUAGAAGACCAGGAGAGUUCUAUAGUAAUCGAAGUCUUCAACGAUUUUUAAGACUUGGAUCGCUCUCGGCUCUGUAGAAGAAACUCGGGAUAUUUCUUGCGCUCUAAAAUAUUAUUUCUUGCUAACUGUAAUCAAACUUUUGCAAGCACGCCGUUUGAGUCCCUGUCAACUUCGGGCUUCAGUACACCAGCCAGUGUGAUGUUUCCUUGCCCACGAUUUGGCCUCGAAGAAAGUGUAAGACCGUCUGGCAGUGAUCAUAACUUACGUUUAAAGUUCAGUUAGAGACUUUGUCAGGAAGAAUUUUAUCUUUAUUUGCCUUGUCAUGGCAUUCCAACAAAACAAAUUAACAAUGUGAAGUACGUUUCUGCUUAUAAAUGGUGUAAUUAAUAAAGGACCAUUUAUUUAGUGAUUUUUAGAGCUUUGCUGGAGCGAGCGAAUAUGAUUUUGAACCAAGCAGAGUACUAGUGCCAGUGAACACGUUACGUUUAUGUAUUGAGUCCUUUAGAUAAAAACUCGUCAAAGUCAUCAAACAUUAAAUUGACUGUUGUUUGAGAGAAACGUUUCUUUUUUUUCUAUCUUAUAAUUGUAAGGGAAAUUUUCCCGCCUGGAUUUCUCCGCUUCAGCGUCUCUUCAUCUUAGAACGAGUGUUUUCUGGGAGGUAUUCACUUGCCAUUAUCAAAAUCGUCAGUUUCUGAAUAUGCUGAACAUCAACUUUUUUUUAAAAAAAGUCUUAUUUUAUGGCAUUCAAACCAAGACGAAAAGGGGAAACUCUUGACAUUAGGCUAAAGAUUGGCCAAUCUGCCAUUGACCUAGCAAAAGAGACUGUUUUUAGGUGUAAUUCUGGAUUUUACUUGGAAACCACACCUUUCUAAUCUGGCUAGAAAAGGCGAAGGCAAAGCGAAUAGUCAGUGUUGAAUAGCCCCGAGACGCGGAGCGUCUCGGGCGCUAUUCACCACUAAGCGCGGAGCCUGAGGCGUGGAAUAGCAGGCCAUAAAAAUUUUCACUUAUUUUUAGAACGAAGGAUCGAAAAUUCCUUUCUAAACUCCACACUAAAGGAAUACCAUACCUGGGGCACGUGACCUAAGAAAGCAAGGGAGAAACAGGCGAACGGCGACAAGCAAAGCUCGCAUCGCCAGUUUAUCAUCUUUUGAAUGAAGUUUCACAUGUUGAUGUCGAUCAAAGUUUAUUUUGAUCCUUUUUAUGGACAAUCACAGUGUUCAGAGUGGGAUUUUCAUCUCAUUUCUUCCUCUUAUUGGUCUAGAGAACUCAUGUUUAUUGAAAACGAAUUUGCAGAGUCGAGAAGUGCCUUGAAGGAGAUUUUCAGACAAUCAAAAAUAGUGAAUUAGACAGCAUUUAAAAUUUGUAAGUAUUUUGGAAUCCCUGAUUUAAACGCUCUGAUUUUUUGGCUCACACAAAAGAUUUAUUAAUCGAGGGAAUACUUAGUCGAUAAAAGAAAUCCGUAGCGGGUUAUUCUGACAUGUAAAAUUUUAAAGGAAUCUGCACUGCAUUUGAUGUUCCCAUGUUACCCAAAGAGAUUUAAUAAAUUCAACUAUAAAAAAACGCAUUCAUCAGUGAACACGAAAAGCCUGCGCAUGAUGUUAAAUUUGUUUACUUUCUUUUAGCGCCAGUUUACGAAGCCAAUUUCCCUUCUAAUUUAGUAAAAGGGUCACAAACUGGUUAUACAUGAAAAAUACGUGAUUUGCGCCAUUUCACCUUCUUUUUCGUGGAAAUAUAUAAACUGCGCGAAGGGCCGAAAAUUUUUGGCGACUAAACUACUUGUGCUGGAGACCAGAUCUGAAAACUUAGGGACCAGCUGGCACCAAGGUUUUUUUCUGAUAGUCGAGCCCUGCCGACACAGAAAUUCAAAAUGCUAGUACCUUUUCUUUUUACGGCCAAACUUCGAACCUCUUCUACUUUGACUUCCCCGGCGUUGCCUUGUUCUGUUUUGUACGUGCUGCUUAAAUGUAAGUCUGCUUGUCCUGUGCUUGAUUAACUUUUUUACCUGAAGUAUUUACAAUCUUUAUUGAUGACCUCUAAAUGUUAUUUCAAAGGUGCAUUUUUUACGAGCCUGUAGCUCGUAUACGCCCCUAUGGAUUUUCUUCAGGUCUCCUCGCCUUAUGCUUCACUUUCCGUUGUCAUUGUGUACUUAACUGUAAUUUAUUUUUUAUUUUCUAUUUUUUUUUCAAAUAUUAUGUAAAUGAUGGCAAAACAAAUAAACUAAACUAAACUAACUAUACAGUGGACCUAGCCAGCCAUUCUAAUUCAUUGAGUCGGAUUUGUUCUGUAUCCCACUUUGACACAAACAUUCGAUUUAACCAGCCAUUUUCAUUCACUUAGUCGGAUUUGUUCUGUAUUCCACUUGGACACAAACAUCGGACUCAACCAGCCAUUUUCAUUCAUUGAGUCAUUCAUAUCCAACCCUAUAUACAUAGGACUUAAGCAGCCAUUCUCAUUCUGUGAGUCAGAUUUCUUCCGUAUUCCAGACCUAACCAGCUAU